Messenger RNA from Panicum virgatum (switchgrass), 1091 nucleotides. Its product is annotated as probable mediator of RNA polymerase II transcription subunit 26c. The transcript has a single exon. The record is from RefSeq and is a predicted model, not a curated record. The coding region runs from base 65 to 979 and encodes 304 amino acids. Lineage: Eukaryota; Viridiplantae; Streptophyta; Magnoliopsida; Poales; Poaceae.
UUCUACCAUCGGAUCCAUCCAGUCCAGACUCCACAACUCGAUCGAUCUCGCGUUGGCCGGCAGCAUGGCGCUCCGCCGCUCGAAGCCCUUCCUGGCGGCGUUCCCGCUCAUCGACGCCGCCAUCGAGGGCGCCGACGCUGCCGGCGUCCUCUCCCGCGACGAGUUCCGGAGCGCCAGGGCCAGGAUCGUCGAGCUGCUCUGCGACGCCGCGGACGACGAUGGCAAGGUGGAAGGAUUCUGCGAGCUGCUGGACGAGGCCAUGGCGGGGUCGCUCGCCACGCUGCGGGCCGUGCCCCUAGAGAAGAUCGAGCUGGCGUCCGGCGAUCUGGUCGGCGCCGUCGGCGCGCUGAUCAAGGACCACCCGUCGGAGCGGGUCCGCGGGUUCGCGCGCGACGUCGUGCGCGGGUGGAGGGCGGGCGUCAAGGCCGAGCUCGCCAGGGCCAGGGCCGCCAUGGACGUGCUGCUGGACGGCCUCUCAUCAUCUACUCCGCCGCCACCGGUCAAGGACCACUCGGCGCCCGCCGCCAACUCCGACACGAAGACGAAGAAGGAAGGGAAGAUACCGGAGGAGCAGCCUCGUGCAAGGAAGACACCCGCCGCCAUCACCAGCAGCCAUCCUAGCACUAGCACGGCGGAGUCCAAGAAGGGGGCUCCGAUCGCCAGCGCCAGCAAAGCCAGGCCGUCAGCGAACAUGGGAGCUCCAGCCGUUGUCCCUGCGCAGCCGAAGAAGACGCUGCCCGCCGUCGUCAGCAGCGUGGCCGAGUUGGAGAGGAAGAUGGAGACCACGAAGCGUAAGCUCCACGAGCGGUACCAGGAGGCCGAGAACGCGAAGCGGCAGCGCAAGAUACAGUGGAUCGAGCCACCACGACAACCGCCGCCGGGGAUGAAGAAGGGCCAAAUGCCGCGCAACGCGCACCCGGCACGCUGCGCGGCGGUGAAUUGCUUCGUCAAGUCAAGCUCGCUUGGGAUGAGGGUUUAGUUAGGGUUCUUCUGCAUUUAUCGAUCCUGACCAUGAAACUAGAGAGUUGCAUCUGCAAAGUUGUGUAGGCUAUGCUUUUCUCAGGAUGUGAUCGUCGUCAGGGAAUUGACAU